This is a messenger RNA of Trifolium pratense (red clover), 1121 nucleotides long. RefSeq names its product ABC transporter I family member 17. Gene Ontology annotation, biological process: phosphate ion transmembrane transport. NCBI's taxonomy places the organism in Eukaryota, Viridiplantae, Streptophyta, Magnoliopsida, Fabales, Fabaceae. Gene Ontology annotation, molecular function: ATP hydrolysis activity; phosphate transmembrane transporter activity; ATP binding. The transcript is spliced from 3 exons. Gene Ontology annotation, cellular component: membrane. Bases 145 to 921 code for a protein of 258 amino acids. The record is from RefSeq and is a predicted model, not a curated record.
GGGAGGAGUGAUCUAGUACAAGAAUCAGACACGACCGGGUCAGGCUGUUUCUGGCUCUCUUUCUCAUAAAAAAUUCAUAUUCGCUUCUUAAUUAUAUAUAUAUCCAUCUAUCUUAUCUUCAUCCUCAUUCAUUCUCUCCCAAUUAUGUCUUCUGCUGUUUUAGAGCACUUGUUGGAUGUGGAUGAACAGCAGCAGGAGCAACACAAAUUCAAGAUUAAAAAUCUGAGAAAAGAAUCCGAUGAUGGGAAAAUUCACAUACUGAAAGGAAUCACCGUUGACAUCCCAAAGGGUGUGAUUGUUGGGAUCAUAGGCCCUAGUGGUAGCGGCAAGUCAACUCUCUUGAGGGCUUUGAAUCGCCUCUGGGAGCCACCUUCCUCCUCCAUAUUCCUCGAUGCCCAAGAUAUCUGCCACCUUGACGUCCUUUCCCUCCGCCGCAAGGUUGCAAUGCUCUUUCAGCUCCCUGCUCUCUUUGAAGGGACAGUUGCCGAGAAUGUGAGGUAUGGUCCACAACUUAGAGGAAUAAAGUUAACAGAUGAUGAGGUGCGCAAGUUGCUCAUAAUGGCAGACCUUGAUGCUGCUUCUUUCAUGGAUAAGUCUGGUUCUGACCUCUCUGUGGGUCAGGCUCAAAGAGUUGCACUUGCUAGAACUCUAGCUAACUCACCUGAGGUUUUGCUGCUGGAUGAGCCUACUAGUGCAUUAGAUCCAAUAUCCACAGAAAACAUUGAAGGUGCCUUGAUGAAGUUGAACAAGAAUCAGGGUAUGACACUCAUCAUGGUUUCCCAUAGCAUCAAACAAAUCCAGAGGAUGGCUGACGUUGUGUGUUUGCUUGUUGAUGGUGAAAUUGUUGAAGUUCUUAAGCCUAAUCAACUCUCUCAAGCUAAGCAUCCCAUGGCAAGGAGGUUUCUUGAACUCAGUUCUUAACCUCUCUUGUCUUGUCCCAAUAUAUAUCCUAUCUACUGCUAUUGCUAUUGCUAUUGUGUUGUGUUCACUUGUUGGGUUUUGAGUAUAUAGUAUAUCACUACUGUCCAUGUUGAAGACAACAAUUCUUAGUUCCACUUCUCCACUUGCUGCUUUAUCAUGUUAAACUCACCCUCAUAAAUAGUAUUACUCCAAUUAAUCAA